GGAAAACCUGCAAAAUCGGCAGUGUAUCAAAUACUUGUUCUCCCCACUGUAUGUGUGUGUGUACACCUCUUAUAUGAGUAGGUCUGCAAGCGUUUACUAGGAUUACUUUUUAUUAUAUUUCACGAGAAUGUGAUAUUUGUUCUUGUUUUAUUUUAAUAUGUUUUUGUAGUAUUUGCGCUAUUCCAGCCGAUGGCGCAAUAUUGCCGUUCAAUAAACGUCUCUACUUUUAUCGAUUUGCCAUAUUAAUGGUAUGUGUUGUUGUUCAAUGAUGUGGCUUACUUGUAAAAAUGUAUAGCCAACAACACUUCGAAAUAAUAUGACCAUUGGUGAAAUAUGACAGUAGCAGAACACGUGGAAGGAUAUCUCCAUUUUGAUAACCCUAAUUAUUACACCUACCUUAAUAUGGGAAGGUGUUGAAAUAAACAGUUGGCAAUCGUUUUAUCACGUAAAUGUGGCAUUCGGAAAUUAAAUUAAUGUUUCAGCGCUCGAGUGGGGGGAGAAAGGAUGCGUUUCUGUCGGAUGCUGCGCCGUCCAUCCAUCCCUCCCACUGCACGAAGGCUGGGUUGAUUUCAGUGUAUUCAUUUCACGCGUUCCCCCUCUUAUCUGAUCCACAUUCUCUGCACCCUCCCCACCCCCGAGGCGCAGCACUUCGAAAGGGCGCUCCAUCACGUAAUUCAGUACUGUACUGUACACGUCUUCCAGAAUAAUACAAAAGAGAUGCGCGUAUUUGGGGAACAUACUAAAGAGUUGCGCAUGCAGCCAUACUGAAGGCUGUAACGAAUAAUUAAUCGCUGAAUGCAAUUGGUUCGCUUAUGAAAAUACUGUCAUGCAAAAUCACGGGUCAUUUCGGGUAUUUUGAAGAAUCAGUUGGAUUAAAGGUGUAUAGAAGGUAAGCAGAAGCCCACAAGCAAAGUCCUUUGUUAUCAACAUGGCUCUGAAUACAAACAUGAACCCAGCCACCGCCAUUUGGCCAUGCGAGGAACAGCCGUCACUAUUGGACCAAGAUGCAUCGUUGUCAAGCCAAGCUCCCAUCAUCGCUGUGACUGUCAAGUCCCCACCAGAGAUGGAGGAACAAGAGAUCCAUAGCACCACCACCAGCUUUGGGCCCUGCCUGAGCCAAACCAAGGCAGGGGAACUGGUCAUUGUGAUCAACGAGAAAAUGGAGAACAGUAAUGGUAUCCUCCCAGCCCCUGCUGACACCACCUCCCCAGUCAUCUCCUCACCGCCCAGAAGGCAGCAGUCCAUUUCUUACUCCCAUCACCCCCACAACAGCAAGACCCGGAAGGGGAGUCGUGCCGGUUCCAUCGGCUACACCGCCUUCUCCCCGCGGCCCUCCAUCUCACGCCACUCCAGCAUUGCCACCAACCCGCCCAUCGACAGAGCCAAGCCCAAAGACUACCUAAUACUGGCCGUGCUGGCUUGCUUCUGCCCUGUCUGGCCAAUCAACAUUGUGGGGUUUGUCUACUCUGUUAUGUCCAAGAACAGUCUGGAGCAGGGCAACCUGGAUGGAGCCCGCCGAUUGGGUCGUGUCGCCAGGAUGCUCUCUACAGUGUCACUGAUAGGAGGGACAGUCAUCAUCAUUGCCUGCAUCGUAAACCUGGCGAUAAAUGUGAAAUCCUGAGUAUCGUCUUGCCGUGAAACAGGAUCUAACAGUUGGAUAUCCGGAAACAGGAUCUAUCUAGCUGAAGGUUCCUUUUUACCUUCUCUUACUGUGUAGUCAUUACCUGGACAUGCUAUGAAUAUUAUACACCUGAUAUUACGUACCUUUUAUAAUUGAUAUUAUCUAAUCCUUUGUUAAUGAAAAACCAAUAUGCAAGACGCUUCUGCUACAAACUGGUCUGGGCUUCUCCAAUGAUGAAUCAUGCAGUGGGGAAACAGACGAUCAGACUAAUUCCUUACUUUGUAUUCUGACCAACACUGAACACUGUCCUUCACAAGGCGCCAUUACCUCAACCACUGGCCAUGAUCAGAGAGACAGACCAAAACGAGAUGUAUUGAGAAAGGAUGACAACAACAACUGAAGAGAUUGUUUAAAGGAGAUGUGAUCAAUGUGAGAUAAACUGGGAGGAUUGCUUCACAGCUUGACUACCUACCACAUUGGAGGCCAACAAAAUGUCUGCUAAGUCCAUCCUUCAUUGCCCUGACGAAAAGACACAUCAGAAAUUCAGCUUGGCAUAAAAUCCCAUCGGUAUAUGAAGGUGCUUGAGGGAUUUGCCUUGCAUUGGAAACUCAAAGAAUAAAUUAAUUUCUGAGGAAGAAUUCCCCAUUCAUUUCUGAAUAGGCUUAUAUUCUGGUUUCAGUCAGUGUAUAUCCUUCCUGUCUUUCAGGCUACUGUUAGCCAUUUUGUAUUUAAGAGCGAGGGCAGGAGGGAAUGACGCUCACCAACACCCUUGACUGCUGAGAAGAUGGAAGGGAUAAAUAUUUAUUGGGCACGAAGCAAAGUCCAAGUAAAGGACACAAUUGUGCCCAAAAAAGAAAGAUGUGCCAUUGUGCUUAAAAGCUUUUGGUGACCGCAAUAUAUAUCUCCAUGUGUUUGGCUUAGGACCUGAAAAUAAGGUGAAAUGGAUGCGAAAUUGGUGGCAGGAGGAACACAAAAUAUGUAAUUCAGUUACUUUAUAUCCAUUUUCCACACUGAGGAUGGGCCUUUUAGACUGUUAAUGAAUGAGAGCAUUGCUGACGAGAAGUGGAAAAACCUCAAAACAAACCACCAUAACAGGUUAUUUACAACAUCAAUGAGUUGUUAAAGUUCUGUCAUUGUGAAUCAGUGAAACGCUAUUUCUUGUACCUUAUUGAUAAUGUUUGUAAAAAAGGAUCAUUUGCAAAAUCAGAUUUUAAACCACAAGUUUCAUAAUCUGAUGCUGAUUAUGCUUUUGAAGUACGGCGCUGUCGAUGACAGAUGGUCGUGGUGUGUGUCCAUGCAUAGCUAUUUGGUUACCAAAUGACAUAGUCACUGCACUGCUGUGGCUGGUCACAAUAAAAUGAAUUGCCAGUCUUCAGUUUGGUGAUACUGGCAAUACGGUAAGAACCCUGGGUAUCUAGUGUAUGGGGACCCAGAGAACAUAAUCUGUUAUCUUUCUGAUUUAAUCAAGUGGGUAUCUGAUCCCCAUGCUGGGUAUCUAGUGGUGGACAUUAAAGGGAAGGUUCAGUUCACUUGACAUUUGCAUUGAUUUAUUCACUUAAUUGUGUUGCCGAUUGAUCCAGGAAUUGAUGUGCAGGGUUCAGAUUUGUUUAAAUAGCCACAGCUAACUUUAGCCACUGCUAACCAGAAAACAAUGGAAGCAAAAGGGGCAUUGUUGAUGGUAAAAAUGGUGUGGCCAAAUCAACUGAAAUGAAGUCAGUAGCUAGGUUUCCAACCAUUUGGUGACAGAUUUUUCACGGACUUUCUGCGGAUAAAAAUCAGUGUGUGAUGAUGUAGUGUACGCAAUUUAAUUUUUAAAGCUUAAUUCAAUGUGUUUCCAUCGCAUUUUUAACUCUACCGAUAGUUUUUGUCACAAACUGUUGCAUUUAAUAGCUAAUGUGCCUACUCUGGUCUUGGCAUGUGCGCUCUAGCCAACAGCUCGCACAUACAGUGCAGGUAGACUGUGCAGAUAGGCUAUUCUACAUGAGAUUAUUAUGGAUAAGAGCGAGAAUAUUUUUUAUUUUUCAAACGACAGUCAAGCAUCGAUCAUCAUGUCACCAGAAAAAGACCCUCUAUUUAUUGGGAAGGGGUGUCAUUCUCAUCACCGUGAACUUUCACCACCCUAUGAAGUUCAUAGUUUAUUUAAUCUGUAGCCUAAUAAACUGCAUGGUUUCCCCGAGUUGUAGUGGGAGGACCACACACCAUAUCAUCACGUGACUCCAAGUUUACUUCGAUAUGAUGGUUAUUAUAUCAAUAUUUGUAUAAGGUAUUACCACCGCAUAUUUAAUUUUACCGACACAAAAAGAUCCCACCACAUCGAACGAACCUAUUAUCUGUCUGCAUUUAUAAAAUUGUACCGAAACUUCCUGUUUCCAUCACAGCUGUAGUGAUUUUUUUUUUUUAAAUACGGUAUGACUUUACUGUCGUAACUGUGGAUGGUAACGUGUUUAAUGAUUUGGUUUGAAGUUACGUGAAGUGAUUUAUCCACAAAUUUCGAACAUGCAAAUUAUGCCCCUGUUACUCCUAUAGUUUUUUUGUUUAGCGGUGGCUAAAAUAAAGAAAUGUUUUACCCUGCACUUAAAAUGUUCAAUCAACAACGGCACAAUUAAGUGAAUAAAUUGAUGGAUUAAAAAAAGUGAACCUACCCUUUAAUCCAAGCCUAAUUUCUGAUUAGUAUCUACCUUUCAUUCCCACAACUCCUGUUGCCCAAACACUUUUGAUUGGUAAUUCUCUUAAAUUGGAACUUUAAGUUAAAGGUAGACGAAAGGAAGUUGCCACAAGCAGCACCGCAAACAUUGAGAUGAGCAAGAUGCAAGGCUUCGCUCUCACACAGUCACACACAGUAUCUGCACAUGUGCACAGGUUAGUUUCUAGGCUGUUAGUGGUAGCCAAAGAACUAAAACAGCAGAGAAGUUGAGCCUCACGCUUCAACGCUCUUUAGUUGUUGCAGAAAUUUACCCACUACGCUGUUUACUUAACGCAUCUGUCAUCUCUGAGACUACCUUUUAAUUUAGAUACUACUAUGCCUUGACCUCAAAGUCCAUCAACAGCAAUUUCUACCCUACUGCAAAAUUUCUGUAUUGAUUAAUGUAUUAGGCAUUUUUCCCGUCUGUUAGUAUUUAGAUGUUAAAAUUGUUAUCAAGAGUUGAUAUUAUUCUGCAGAUAAGAUAACGUAUAUAUUGUGGAGUCUUCAUAGUUGUUAUGAGUUAACAUUAUAGCUCUUAUAAUGUGGACAGGAGAGGUAGUCUGCUAGUCUUUGUUAAUUAGCCUUUGCAGUCUUUGUAUUACCAUUGGCUACUAUAAUCUCUGUGGAUAUUGGCAUGUUGUUGAUUUUCAUUGAUGUAUGACAAUUGUAUAGAAGUACAACCAAAAUCACAUGGAUAAGAAAACCUGGCACUAGAAAUACUUGUAUCCUUCCAAGGCACAUUCUUAAUAAAGACACAUUGCAUGAAAAUCGG
Coregonus clupeaformis (lake whitefish) is the source of this 5076-nucleotide messenger RNA. RefSeq names its product proline-rich transmembrane protein 2 (gene prrt2). Lineage: Eukaryota; Metazoa; Chordata; Actinopteri; Salmoniformes; Salmonidae. Gene Ontology annotation, cellular component: membrane. Bases 929 to 1621 code for a protein of 230 amino acids. The transcript has 5 exons. The record is from RefSeq and is a predicted model, not a curated record.